AACUUUUUGUUUUGAUAUUCCUAAUAACAAACCAAGACGACGUGUUAACACCUAACACUAAAUGUUAAGUUUUAUCUUUAGUAUGUAUUUUACUGAUUAAUGAUUAUACCUAUGAAUUCAAAGAUAGUUCAUACCAUGGAUUCCACCAGUUAUAUUCAGAGUUGUGUAGUUUUUAUUUAAUCAUUUUCAACUUAUUCUAUUAAUUGAUCAAAAACCUUCAAAAUGACUGACUAUUCAAGAUUUGAAGAUGAUAUUAUUGUAAACUCAUAUCAUGCCCAAUCACCUAACCGCAAUGGAGACGUUCCAUUAAGUAUUAAUGAUUCAACAAUACCAAAUGAAGAUGGUGAAAAUAUAGAUUUAAGAAAUCACUUUGACGGUCGUCUUGAUGUGAUAUUUAGUGAUGGUGAUCGUAGAAUAGAUGUAAAUCAGUUUUGGGAGAUGAACUACCAUGAAGCAUCUAUAUUUUUAGAAGAAGGAGAAAAUAAUGAAAAAUUUGAUUCUCAUCCACACGAACCUGAAGCUCUUCCAGCUUAUCUAUUGGUACAUAAUGACUGGUACUAUGGAAUGGAUUUGGCUACAUCAUUAGUCCUAAUUGUAUUAGCAUUCGCUGAAGAUCCGGCUACGCCACCAUUUAAAAUGCCAAUUGCUCUACAUAGUAUUAUUGAACUAUUUUCCUUGGCAGUGAUUGGCCUUGGUUUAGCAUUGAAACUUAGAUGGAUGGGUUGGUUAACAAUUUUGAAACACAAACGAACCAUGUUAAAAUGUAUAACGUUGACAAUUAUGAUUGUUGAAGCAUUUGUAGUGUUAAUACGUCAAACAUCUCAUUUCCGAGUAUCAAGAGCAUUGCGGCCAAUUUUUUUAGUGGAUACUCAUUACUUAGGUGGUGUUCGGCGAUUUAUUCGACAGAUACUUCAAUCAUUACCUCCAAUAUUUGAUAUGUUGUUAUUGAUAUUUUUUUUUGUCACUGUAUAUUCUGUGCUUGGAUAUUAUUUAUUCAAAAGUACCACAGAUGUACACAAUCACUUUGAUACUUUAUUUAACAGCUUUGUCAAUAUGUUUGUUUUAUUAACUACAGCCAAUUUUCCAGAUAUCAUGAUGCCAGCUUAUUCAAAAUCUAAGUGGUAUUCUUUGUUCUUUAUUUCAUACUUAUGCAUUGUAUUAUAUCUCCUCAUGAAUUUGAUGUUGGCUGUGGUUUAUGAAACAUUCACUAGUAUUGAAAGAGAUAAGUUCCGAAAAUUACUAUUACACAAACGUCAAGCAUGUAAGAAUGCAUUUAAGCUACUUUUGACCAAAGAAAAUCCUAACCAAAUGGAGUUUGCUCAGUUUGAAGGAGUAAUGAGAUAUUAUGCCCCCAAAAAAAGUAACCGAGAUUUAUUAGUUAUGUUUAGAUAUUUAAACACAAGUGGAACUGGUUCAUUGACCAUUGAAGAAUUUUAUGGGAUAUAUGACUCUGUAAUGAUGACUUGGCAACCACAAGCUUUAGAUACACCUUGGUACUUCACAGCAUCCCCAGCAGUACAAAGAAUUUGUCAAACUGCAAAUUCAAUCAUUUCAUGGCCAUACUUUGAUCACAUAUUUUACGUUUUAACGACAUUAAAUGGUAUUGCAAUGAUUGAACGAGGAAUGCAAUCUUAUCCUAACUUACAAACUUCAGUAAUUGCAUUUAGUGCCGGAUGGGACACUUGCUUCUUCUUAGCAUGUUUUACUCUAGAAGUAGCAUUGAAGACACUUGGCAUGGGAUUAGAACGUUAUUUUUCAUCUGGCUGGAAUUUAUACGACUUUGUUGUAACCUUUGGAGGUUUGAUUGCUGUAAUAUCCCUACGUCUAUUUCCAGAUUUUGUCUAUGUAGUCGUUUUUAGACCACUUAAGUUGUUACGAUUAUUCAAAUUAAAAAAACGCUAUCGAGACAUUAUUGGUACUAUGGCGAUUUUAUCACCUUUAAUUAAAUCAGCUGGAUGUGUUAUGCUUGUCAUGUAUUAUUUUUUUGCCAUAAUUGGAAUGGAACUGUUUGCUGGCUAUGAUAUGAGAAAUUGUUGCAAUGGCACAAACAUUGAAACAUAUUAUAAAUACACGCCUGACAAAUCUGGUUAUUAUUAUUUAAACACUUUUCCUAAUUUGGCUGUCAGUCUUGUAACAUUAUUUGAAUUGACGGUUGUCAAUAAUUGGUUUGUUGUGAUGAAUGGAUAUGCGACAAAAGUUCAUGCUGCUAGUCGAGCAUACUUUGUAUUAUUUUAUCUCUUUACCAUGGUUGUGUUAACUAUAGUUGUUGCAUCAGUUCUUGAAGCUUUUAGGUUCCGAAUUCAAUACAAAAAGCAAACUACAAAACGAGACGAGGAAAAAUUGCUCCACGAGGAAAUUGAAUUAAAAUGGGAAGAUGUUAUGAAUUAUGUGAAAGAUUUCCAAGCAUUGCAAAAAUACAGAUCAGAUAUGUUUGUUGGAGUUGGUAAAAUAUCAUUUUUGGGAAGUCGACCGAGAAAUCGUCAAGUAUUACAGCGACGAAUGUAUCGACAUGAAAUUGAACAAUGGAUGCAAGAAGCAGCUGCUAUUGAUAAACGUCUAUAA
Melanaphis sacchari is the source of this 2562-nucleotide messenger RNA. RefSeq names its product two pore calcium channel protein 1-like. The coding region runs from base 223 to 2562 and encodes 779 amino acids. The transcript is spliced from 14 exons. The record is from RefSeq and is a predicted model, not a curated record. Gene Ontology annotation, molecular function: monoatomic ion channel activity; voltage-gated channel activity. Gene Ontology annotation, biological process: transmembrane transport; monoatomic ion transport. Lineage: Eukaryota; Metazoa; Arthropoda; Insecta; Hemiptera; Aphididae. Gene Ontology annotation, cellular component: lysosomal membrane; endosome membrane.